CGGAAAUUGCACGCUUAUUUUUUUGGCCUAUUUAACAUUUGAAUUCCCGAUUGAAGCCUGAUCAGCCGUCGAAGGGGAGGCGGCCAGAGCACGGCCGAUUGACGCCCGCAUCUGAUGCUGAAGACCCGCUGCUUGUCUCCAUCGCUCGUUGGCUUCAUCCGGCUCCUGUUCAUCCUGUUGAUUCGUGCUUCCACAGAAUUUGGAAAUCAAGAUUCUUCUUAAUGGCGGUUGUGUUCCUUUUGCUUUGGGCGCUAGUUUGUUGUGUGUGACACCUCAGAGACGGAGAAGAUGACCAACACUUACGAUAACUUGAUUCUCAGGGGUGAUGAGGACGAUCUGAUCCUGGACGCGGAGGUAGCGGGCGUGGAAGAGGUUCCGAACAGGAGUCUACGGGCAAAAGAAGACGAAGAGAUGGUGAUCCGUCCCCUCUUGAACCUCCGUUACGAAGGAAUUGUGCGACUAGAGUUUGGAAGACUCUCUAUUUUUGCUUUGGUUUGUUUGUGUUUUUACUUCGAAAUUCAUGUUGUUUUGUUUGUGACGUACGAUUAUUUUUGUCAAACUCUUACAUUAGGCAAGGGUGAUGGGGUUUUGCUUUGACCACGUUAGGCUCAUUUAGACCCAUUACAGGAUUAGCGAAUCAUAUUGCUCUGUCUAGGGUGAUUGGUUCUCAGGCUGGUCCGAGAGUUAGUGGUUGCAAGUGUUUCCUUUAUCUCUUUUGUCCCUUGCUGAAUGUUUCUUUAUCAAUAUAAGCCGCCUUUUAAAAAAAACAUUUGAAUUGCCUUGGGUGUGUUUGAGA
Messenger RNA from Cuscuta epithymum, 796 nucleotides. The record is from the annotation of a GenBank genome assembly. Lineage: Eukaryota; Viridiplantae; Streptophyta; Magnoliopsida; Solanales; Convolvulaceae.